This is a messenger RNA of Xenopus tropicalis (tropical clawed frog), 4193 nucleotides long. RefSeq names its product P450 (cytochrome) oxidoreductase (gene por). The transcript has 15 exons. Gene Ontology annotation, molecular function: NADPH-hemoprotein reductase activity; oxidoreductase activity; NADP binding. The coding region runs from base 441 to 2342 and encodes 633 amino acids. Lineage: Eukaryota; Metazoa; Chordata; Amphibia; Anura; Pipidae. The record is from RefSeq and is a predicted model, not a curated record. Gene Ontology annotation, cellular component: cytoplasm; endoplasmic reticulum membrane.
GAGGAAGAAAGGAGAAGGGGGGUGGGUGCUGUGAAGCACUGGACCCUGUGAUCAUUUACUCUCCACUCCAAUUCUUUUUGCUUUCUUGCCAGAUGCAAAGGAUUAUUUUACAUUUAGUUGUUUGUGUUUCCUCUUUCUCCCUCUUACUUUCCCUGUGUUCCUCUCUAGCUGUGUGAGCAGCUAUUAAGAAGUCAAUGAAUCCCCACGAGGGGUGCAUUGAGAAAGCAGACUUGGAAGUAGCUGCCUCAAUGACUGUAACAGUGCCUGCUAUUAGCCUGUUGCACGCUGCUACUUUCUCUUGCCGAAUUAACUGGGAGCAUUUGAACAUGACGACAAAGUGACAGGAUGAAAACAUUUUGGAAACUACCGCCAACUUGCGUCUUAAAGUUUUUAGGAUAGCUGUAAAAUCCAUUGCUUUUUUUCUGAAGAAGGGAGCAAAGAUGGGAUGUCUCAGCUCAGUCCCUCAAGAAGAUCUCAGAUUGGGAAGGAGUUCCUCUGUUCGAGAAAGCAGUUUUAUUGAAAAGAUGAAAAAGACAGGAAAAAACAUUGUGGUAUUCUAUGGUUCUCAGACUGGAACAGGAGAAGAAUUUGCCAAUCGGCUGGCCAAGGAUGCCCACCGGUAUGGCAUGCGUGGAAUGGCUGCUGACCCAGAAGAAUUUGAAAUGACAGAUCUCAGUCGUCUCACAGAAAUUGAGAACGCUCUUGCUGUUUUCUGCAUGGCCACUUAUGGUGAAGGUGAUCCUACAGAUAAUGCUCAGGAUUUCUAUGACUGGCUUCAGGAAACAGACAUUGACCUUGCAGGACUUAAGUAUGCAGUUUUUGGCCUUGGCAACAAGACAUAUGAGCACUUUAAUGCCAUGGGAAAAUAUGUUGACAAAAGACUUGAAGAAUUAGGAGCUGAGCGCAUUUUUGAGCUUGGAAUGGGAGACGAUGAUGGCAACCUGGAAGAAGACUUUAUCACAUGGAGGGAGCAGUUCUGGCCUGCAGUUUGUGAACACUUUGGAGUUGAGGCAACUGGAGAAGAUUCCAGCAUUCGUCAAUAUGAACUUGUGGUGCACACAGAUGAGAAUAUGAACAAGGUGUACACAGGAGAGAUGGGUCGACUAAAGAGCUAUGAAACUCAAAAACCACCUUUUGAUGCUAAAAAUCCUUUUCUGGCUAAUGCAACAGUUAACCGCAAACUUAAUGAGGGUGGAGACCGACAUUUCAUGCAUUUGGAACUAGAUAUCACUGGCUCAAAGAUAAGAUAUGAGUCGGGAGAUCAUGUGGCUGUGUACCCAGCAAAUGAUGCUGCGCUCGUAAACAAGUUGGGAGAGAUCCUGGGAGCAGACCUUGAAACUGUGAUUUCUCUGAACAACCUGGAUGAGGAGUCUAACAAAAAGCACCCUUUCCCCUGUCCUACCACAUAUCGUACUGCCCUCACUUACUACUUGGACAUUACCAAUCCACCCCGGACCAAUGUGCUUUAUGAACUAGCACAGUAUGCCACUGACUCCAAGGAGCAAGAAAACCUGCGCAAGAUGGCCUCCUCAGCACAAGAUGGAAAGGCUCUCUAUCUCAGUUGGGUUGUUGAAUCAAGAAGAAAUAUUUUGGCCAUACUAGAAGAUAUACCUUCACUGCGCCCUCCAUUGGAUCACCUUUGUGAACUGCUGCCACGCUUACAGGCCCGAUAUUACUCCAUUGCAUCCUCCUCAAAAGUUCAUCCCAAUUCCAUCCACGUCUGUGCUGUGCUUGUUGAAUACGAGACAAAAACAGGCAGAGAAAAUAAAGGAGUGGCUACAAAUUGGCUCAAAAACAAACAGCCCAGUGACAAUGGACACAAGUCAUCUGUUCCCAUGUUCGUGCGCAAGUCCCAGUUCCGCCUUCCAUUCAAGCCCAGCACACCUGUAAUCAUGAUUGGCCCUGGGACAGGCAUUGCCCCAUUCAUGGGUUUCAUCCAGGAAAGAGAGUGGCUUAAGCAGCAAGGCAAGGAUGUUGGGGAAACGGUGCUGUACUAUGGCUGCCGCCAUGAACAUGAAGAUUUCCUUUACAUAAAUGAGUUAAAACGGUAUCACAAGGAAGGAGUCCUAACACAGCUGAAUGUUGCCUUCUCAAGAGACCAGGCCCACAAGGUUUAUGUGCAGCAUCUUCUAAAGAACAACAAAGAGAUGGUAUGGAAGCUAAUCCACGAAGAUAAUGCCCAUAUUUAUGUCUGCGGUGAUGCCCGCAACAUGGCUCGGGAUGUGCAGAACAUUUUCUAUGAUAUUGUGGAAGAAUAUGGAAAACUUGACCAUGCUCAGGCUGUGGAUUACAUCAAGAAACUAAUGACCAAAGGCCGCUAUUCCCAAGAUGUCUGGAGUUAAUCAAGGCUGUCCCUCCAUAAUAGAGCAAACUGUACCAACUUGGCAUUAUCUCAGACCCACGAGCCAGUCCAUGACAAUGCUAAUGAAAACUAAAUCCCUGUUAAAUGUCGAUUUCUGAGGAGAGACUACUGCCUUUUCUUUGUAUUGUUAAGCCACUACUACUUUACAGUACAGGGUGGCAAAUGUCAUUGUAGGUUUGAACUGUACCCUACGGAAUACUUUGUCAGUGUGUGCACCAUUGCGGAAAAUAGACUUUGAUCUUGUAUAUUUUACUAGAAAGCAGAAUCCAUUUUGAUAUCAUGUCAUCAUAUCAGUUACUUCUUUUUUAAGAAACUUUUUGUUAGAUCAACUCAAAAAUGACAUAGUACUUGGCAGGCUGGUAUUGCCGUGUAGCAUCUAACUAUAGUUGGAAUAGGGAUUUGGUCUAGAAUGAAAAUACCAUGAAACUAGCACUAUAUAUGUAAUGGUUAUACUGCAAACUGUAAUCAUGUCAUUUAAUGAUGCUACAUUGCACUUUGUGCUGAUGGAGUUUUAGAGUAGGUAAAGAGAUCCACUUGUGUUCAGCACAGUUUUCAAUAUCUUCUCAUUUUCUGGAAUAAAUUACAUUUUUCAAUUAUCUGGGCAUGUUUGGAAGAAGUAUGAGAAAUAAUUUCAAGCCUUAAGUAUGUAAUGUUGGCCAUUUCCAAAUGGUGCUUGGCCUCACUGCAGAUAGAAUUCUAGGGUAUUUCCCUCCUUCUCCUGGGCCAUUCUAGUGAGUGCUGGUAUUGGUAUUACUGCACCUGGUAGAAGAUAUAUAUUUAAUAUCUAAUUUAUACCUUGUAGGUUCACAGGUUAAUUGAUUUCAAACACUGUUUUGGGACAUACAUACUGUGCAUGGUCACAAUAGGCUUAGAGGGGGUGCCUAACAUUUGGCACCUCCCAGUGAUUUUUACUUUCCAUCUCCUUUAAUUAUGUAAUCAGCCAAUAGUGCCUUCACCUGAAUCCACAACUAUUCAUCUGUAAGUCUUUUUAAAUAAGAGACUCUGGCUUGUUCUGUAAAUAUGAAUAUAGAACGGUUUUACCUAUGUUCCCCUGCACUACCCUCCAUGUCUAAAAGGACUUCUGAAGCUUGAUAAACUAGUGGAUUGUUCUGAUGCCUUGAUUAGCCAUGCCUUCUGUUGUCAAAGUUCAUCUGCAUUUACAUUGUAAUGCCCACAGUUCAAAAUGCAAACAUGUAGAUACUAAUGCCUAGCACAUUAUUUAUUAUCCUACAUUGACAUUGUUUCAUAGAUAUGUAACACUUUAACAGCCCCGCUGUACCACGUGAUUCCACUGUUUUAGUAGUUGGUGGUCCACAUACCUCCUAAUGGUUCAUCUGCUUGUUUGUAAUACUUUGCACUGCAGAAAUGUGGUUACUAUAGGUUAUUCUACUAGGCGCAUUCUGUAGACAGUAUUGCUAUAUUGGCUGUAGCACUGCGACCAAUGCAGGUCUUUCAUUUUAUCUGCACAAAUUAUUAUUCAGCUUUGUGGAGGCAUUUCUAACAGCCCAACAUUUUACAAGAAACAAAAAAAAAAAAAGUCUGUACUUUUGCGAACCCGGGUCAGGAUCAGCCGCACCAACCCUACCCCCAAAUUCGACCACCCCGCCUGCCUUGUUAUAAACAAAGGAAAUGUCUUGCUCUUAAAUGUAAUUCUCAUAUCACUGGUAAGACUCUUUCCCCAAACUAAAGUCCAUUGAAAUUGGUUUUAAUGUUUGUUUUGAGUUUCAGAUUUUAAGGAUAACUGCAUUGUCAUUCCAGCAUCCAGUAAUUGUAAAUAAAUUUUAGAAUAUGCAUUAACCCUUGAAAUAAAAUUAUGUACAUUUUCAGUCUA